This is a messenger RNA of Paraphaeosphaeria sporulosa, 321 nucleotides long. Its product is annotated as RNA polymerase Rpb6. Gene Ontology annotation, cellular component: RNA polymerase I complex; RNA polymerase III complex; nucleus. Gene Ontology annotation, molecular function: DNA-directed RNA polymerase activity; DNA binding. NCBI's taxonomy places the organism in Eukaryota, Fungi, Ascomycota, Dothideomycetes, Pleosporales, Didymosphaeriaceae. The transcript is spliced from 3 exons. The record is from RefSeq and is a predicted model, not a curated record. Gene Ontology annotation, biological process: DNA-templated transcription. The annotation marks the transcript as partial.
AUUGUAGAGAGCGGUGACCCGAGCGCGGCUGCGGCAGCCAAAGCAAAGAACACUGUGGCGGCGGAAAAGUCCAAGAAAGUGCCCAACGACCAACGCUCAACGACUCCGUACAUGACCAAGUACGAGAAGGCGCGCAUACUGGGAACGCGCGCCCUGCAGAUCAGCGGUAACGCGCCCGUCCUCAUUGAUGUAGAGGGCAUGACGGAUCCUCUUGAGAUUGCUCAGAAAGAACUGCGCGAGAAGAAGAUUCCUUUGGUGGUGCGGCGAUAUCUCCCCGAUGGCUUCUAUGAGGACUGGACGUGCGAGGAACUCCUGACAUAG